AUGGCAGAACAGCAGUACAUCAUCUUGGACGAGCUGCAAUCCCGUACGGAAAAGCUCUUCUAUCGUGUACUUUGCGAAAAUGUCAAGGAAUUAAUGCCAAUCGUUUAUACUCCAACUGUAGGAUUGGCUUGUCAGAGAUUUGGAGAAGUUUAUCGUCACCCAAAAGGUCUCUAUAUCACGAUUAACGACAACAGCGUCAGCAAGAUUUACAAGAUUUUGAGCAAUUGGCCAGAACAAAAUAUUCAGGCUAUUGUGGUGACAGAUGGGGAACGAAUCUUAGGACUUGGUGAUUUGGGAGCUUACGGGAUAGGUAUUCCCGUUGGAAAGAUGGCACUCUAUGUUGCGUUGGGUGGAAUUCAACCACAAUGGUGUCUGCCUGUGGUCCUUGAUGUUGGCACAAACAAUCAGCGGCUGCUCGAUGAUCCAUGCUACAUUGGUCUGAGACGUAAUCGCGUACGCGGCCCACAAUAUGACGAACUAAUCGAUAACUUCAUGAAAGCUGUUACGAAACGAUUCGGUCGCGACACUUUGAUUCAGUUUGAGGACUUUGCCUUUGCAAAUGCAUUUACACUUCUCGACAGAUAUAAAGAUGAUUACUGCACUUUCAACGACGAUAUUCAAGGAACAGCAGCUGUAGCUGUCGCAGGACUGCUAGCCACAACUCGAAUAACGAAAUUAAAACUUUCUCAGCAAAAAAUUGUCUUCCUUGGAGCUGGAGCA
Molecule: messenger RNA, 720 nt
Organism: Strongylus vulgaris
Lineage: Eukaryota; Metazoa; Nematoda; Chromadorea; Rhabditida; Strongylidae
Source: the annotation of a GenBank genome assembly